CAGGAGCUUGACGGGAGGAGCUCCGUGAUGCUGAGCUGCUUCAGUCACAGCUUUCCCCCAGUCCAACACUACUCAUGGUACAGGAAGAGUCAGGGAGAGGAAAAGGACGAAAUUGUGUCUGAGCAUCAAAACCACAUAGUGUACUCAAACCAGUCAGGAGUCUACUACUGCGUCGCAGAAAAUGAAGUAGAUCAAAGUUUGUCUGAUCCCGUCCAUCUGUUUGAACGAGACUAUCUGAAGAACCUGAGGUUCCUCGUUGUUCCUCUACUUCUCCUGAUGAUUAUCAGUGUAAUUGUGGUAAAUUUAAGAUACUGGAGGAAAUCUGUUCAACAAGGAACAACAAACAUCAGAUCCCCUUCUGGUUUUUUGAAUGAACCAGAGAGCCUGCAGGACUAUGAAAAUAUGAGUAAAGCAACUGCACGUGCACCAACAUCUCAAAAUCUGUUUGACGACCACACCAGUGAAGGUGAAGUGGAGCUGAACUUUCCACAGAAUGAACCAGAGAGCCUGCAAGACUAUGAACACAUGAGUAAUGCAACUGCACGUGCACCAACUUCUCCAAAUGUAUUUGAAGACCACACCAGUGAAGGUGAAGUGGAGCUGAACUUUCCACAGGUGAGAUUCAAAGCGACGCCCCGACGUCAGACGACCAACAGAGACUCCAGCAGCUCACACCAAGAUGAGAGUUAAUACUCUGACGUCAGGAUUUGACCUCGUCCUGCUUUUUACAGCUACCUCGGGCCUGAGGAAGUUUAUAUUCACAAUAAGUCAUCACAGAGAGUCUGAAGAGUUUGUGUGUUAAGCAAAAAUAGAUUUCAUCUUAAAACUAGUUAGCAAGAAGGCACAGAAGCUACAUUACUGAGCUAAAAUGGAUAAAUAUUCUAAACUGUUAUUCAAAGGUUUUGGGGAAAACAGUGAACUCAGCAAAAUGUGAGGGAUUAAUGGUUAAAAUCUUUAUUUUGCAACUUAAAAUGUAAAUAAUAUGAGUGUAAAAUGAUUGUAUUAAUAUCUUUUAAUAUUAUCUAUAUAUAUAUAAAUGACAUGCAGUUAGACAAGAAAUGUUGAGAAUCACUGCUGAAUGUUUUUUUUUGUGCUUUCCAGUGUUGUGAUCUUAAUCCAAACCCACACACCUAAAAAAUGUAAAUAUCCUGUAGCUCAAAAUAAAAUGAAAAUGCUGGAACAAA
Limanda limanda (common dab) is the source of this 1184-nucleotide messenger RNA. RefSeq lists its product as uncharacterized. NCBI's taxonomy places the organism in Eukaryota, Metazoa, Chordata, Actinopteri, Pleuronectiformes, Pleuronectidae. The record is from RefSeq and is a predicted model, not a curated record. The transcript has 5 exons. Bases 28 to 690 code for a protein of 220 amino acids.